AUGGCUUCCUUUGGUAAUAGAGGCGGGGCUUCAUCGCCCUCGCCUGCCAUUGAUUCUCGACAUGAUCCUUUCGUAGUAGCGGCAUCACCUCCAAGUGCGGGUCGUCACCGAUUAUCCACCUUUGACUCUCAAAUUUUUUCGCUAAGUCCCAAUGCUUCGCCAACGCAGGCGAAGCGUGCAUUAGAGGCUCAUCUAGCCGAGACGGAUCGAAGAAUGGAAGAAGCUGGGAAACUAGGCACAGCUUUGCUACAACAGCGCAAGGAGCUAAGUCAAAGAUUAAUGGAAGUUGAGAAGCAGCAGGCUGAAGGAGAACUUUCUGAUGAUCUGCGACAAAGACUGGCUGAGAUUGAAAAAGACUAUAAUGAUGUCGCCAGGGAAAGCGCACGUGCAUUUCUACCAAAGCAGAGGAUCCCUAGUAAUGAAGCUGCUGCUGGAUCGCCAUUUGCGCCAGAAAGCAAAGGAGGCAGACGUUCCGUGAGCCCUUCCAAGUUCGAAGACCAGGCAACUGCAUCUCCAACCAAAUUCAGUGUCCCCAACCGAAAAGUCCGAAACCAACCUGCCAAUCGAAUCCACGACAUCGAGUUUGCGGCGGAAAUCAGCACAUCUCUAAUUGCCCAGGUGCGCAAUUUACAAGGCCUGCUUGCCGAGAAGGAAGAAGAGUUGAAAGAGAUCAGAGUUGAGAAGUCUAAGCUUGAAUACGAAGCAGAAGGUUUCCAACAGCGAGUUAAGACACUGGAUGAGAGUGAGCAUCGUUACAAGGAUGAGAACUGGAGUCUCGAGACUCAGGUUCAUGAUCUCCUUGCUAAGGAGAGAGAGGCCGAGGAUCGGUACAAAAAAUUGCAACAGACUCUAACUGUUCUUCAAGCCGAGAAGAAUUCCACCCAAAAGGAAUUGGACGAGGUCAAACUGAAUCACUCAAAACUUAGCGAGGAGUAUGCUGCGGUAGUCAAGCAUCACGAUAUAGAACUUGGUUCUGCAAAACGUAAUAUAGUCAUUGCCGACACCGAACGAGCGGCCCUGCGCAAGAGGAUAGAUGAAUUGACCGGACAGAAUCAAGAGCUCGCCAAAGCAGUAUCCGCUUCGCAGAGAGCGAGAGUGGUCGAGCGCGAAUCAAUCCUUGGUAUGAACCAAGAAGAUUCCGAAUCUGCGCAGGACAAGACAACGCCGGAACACUCACCUCCUCCUUCGCCCGUGAAAGGAACACCGCGACACUCUCUGUUAGAGUCAGAAACGCUCAAGACAUCUUUAGGCCAUGCUCAUCGCACAAUCCAGGGACUGAGGAGCAAUGUGCAUAGGGAGAAGACUGAAAAACUUGAACUCAGGCGCAUGCUACAAGAAGCUCGCGAUGAACUAGAGAAAUUACGAAACGAGCCUCCGCCGCCACCUAAACGCACACGCAAAGCCGAGGUGAAAGAGCAAAGAAAGCCGUUGCGGGGACUACUGGGAGGCCUGCGUACUGUUCGAAGCGAAGUUUUUUCUGAAGACUCGAAUUGGGAGGACCAGCCCGAUUCUACAAGUCCAGCUCAUUCGACACUAGCUUCGCGAUCCAGUAAGUUUGAAUCCGUAGCGGAAGAGCCAUACGAGCAGUUUGAAACAGCCAACGAGACGAGCGACGCUGCGUUUGAAACCGCACAUGAGCCGGCGACUGAGACGGACGACUUCCAUACGGGUGCUGAGGAAUUUUCGAGCGACGAUGAUGCCGAGACUGAAACCGAAACCCCUUCGAGGCGCCGUACGCCUAGAAAUAGCAUAUCUGGCUUCCAGGGACGUCUACGGAAUUUUCCCUUUGGCUAUGAUGCUGGAGCGCCUGUCACCUUGCCGCCCUUACAGGCCAAAUUUCCUCUCCGACCUAGUGAGGAGCCCGCUUUCCUCAGCAGUCCCCCAAGUAUUGCGAGCAGCAGUGUAGCAGGCACUCCUCAUCAACCUUUCGACGGUAGUGACAAUGAAUCGGGCAGGACCGUAUCGCCUCCACCACCGGUUCCUUUUCUGCCGAGGGCUAUCAUGGUGGAUUGUAGUACAAUGACAGAUGAACUGCCAGAUACGCACACUCAUGCCGCCGAUUUGGUAGCUCUUCAAGCCGAACAUGAAAAGGCCCUCAAGGAAAUCAGCGAUGAAAAGGCAUUGUCGUACGCAACGGCUCUGGAUGAGCUGAAGAGCAAGCAUGAAGAGCAACUGAGCAAGAUGCAGCGUGAAGUCAGCCUCGCCCAUACCCAUGAGCUUGAAACUUUGAAAUCAAGCCAUACGGAUGAGAUCAAUAAGUCAAUUAUGGAGGCUUUAAGAUUAAGUCAUGCGGAUGAGCUGGCGAAGACUCUUGCUAAUGCCCAGAUUAUUGCUGAGACGAAUGCAGCCCACUCUCGAGAACUGGAAGCUCUCAAGUCCAGUCACGUUGACGAGAUAAGUAAAGCUAUGCUUAAGUCUAGCCACGCCGACGAGAUUGACAUAGCUCUUGCCGAUCUCCCCGCCAAGGAAGCAGCUGAAGGCCAAACUACCCAUGCUCAAGAAAUUGAUGCCUUGAAGGCUUCUUUCGCAAUCGAGGCAUCCCAGAAAGACCUGGAAAGCAGGGCGGCCCAUGACGCUAAAUUGGAAGCUCUCAAAUCUUCUCAUUUGGAGCAGAUGAUGGCAAGAGAGGCCGAGAUCAUGGCCACACAUGCUACUGAAUUAGACAACCUGAAAGCUAAGCAUGCUGAUGAGUUGAAGAAUAUGAAGCUCGAGAACGACAACCGUCAUGCAGCAGAAAUCGCUGCUUUGCUGAAGAAUGAACUAUUUGACGCGCAUUCAAAGCAACAACUUGAGAAAGCGAAACAGCAUUCCGAUGCGACCCAUUCGGAAGAGCUUGCAUCCUUGACGGCAGCCCAUUUAGCACAACUAGAGGAAGUAAAGAACGCAUUGGUUGCGGCUCACGGCAAAGAAUUGGAUCUCGUUGAGGCAGCACAUAUGAAGCACGUCGAAGACCUUAAGAACGCUGCCGAUGCCCAACGCGGUGCAGAAAUUGCCUCGCUUGUAGCAUCUCAUGAGAAACAAAUUGAUUCAAUUAGGACUGAGACUCUAAAGGAAGUUCAUGCACAGGAGAUCGAUAACCUAAACAGUCAACAUGCUGCUACUCCUAUCGACAAGCAAAUUGAAGCCCUCAAUGCUGCCCAUGCGGAGUCUCAGUCGCAAGCCUUGGAGUCUCUGAAGGCUUCGCACGAAAGGAAUAUCGAGACUCUGAUGAAAGAUGUUACUUCGGGUCACCUGAGGGAGUUGAAUACCAAAGCUCUUGAAGACCUUGCCGCUACUCAUUCGCAGCAAUUAGAGAACCUUCGCCAGGGCCACCUCGAUCAAUUGGCAGCGUUGAAUACUCAGCACGAGUCCGCUAAGGCCAAGCUGGAAGAAGAACUGGCUGGCGCACAUUCGGAGGAGCUUGCUUCCGAAAUAGCCGCGCUAAGUGACAAGCACGAAGCAGCGGAGUCUCAAAAACUGCAGGAGCUGACCGAUGCCCAUUCUCAAUUGUUAGAAAAUCUCAAGACUGAGCAACUGACACACGCCCAUUUGCAUGAACUGGAAAAUCUUCGCGAGACCACCUUGGCGGCAGCUCACGCAGAUGAGAUGGAAAGACUCAAGGAGGUUCACGAAAAUCAUGCCCUCGAGUUGGAGAAUCUUCGAAAUGAAAGAGACACGGCAACUCAUGCGGCUGAGUUGGAGUCACUAAAAUACGAGAACGAAGCAACACACGUGCAAGAAUUAGAAGAGCUCAAGAACGAUGCCGACGUCGCACUCACCAGAGAACUAGCCGCUCUCAAAGCCGAUCAUGCAAGCGCCCUUGAGUUGUACCAGAAUGACAACGCUGCAGAGAAAGAGAAACUUUUGGCCGAUCACGCCGCAGAACUCGAAGCUUUACAAAUUUCUCUCCAAACCAAACCUCCUAGCCUGGGUUUCUCCACAAUCAACUCAACAGAAACCGAACCGGUUGAAGUAUCCGAACUCAGAAGCCCUAAACGCGAUGCCUUUAUCAUUCCCCAUGAAGAUCGCUCGGCACAUACAUCAUCUGAUACCGGACUCGGACUUCUUGGGCGCAGAGGUGAGAGAGCUUCAACACCAGAGAUUGCAGAAGAUGAUACUCGCCAAUCUCCAAGUGCCACACCUGUUCCCGAGACGCCAGAAUCAAAGACACCGUUUAAAGAGUUAUCUGCCAACACAAACAUUCGUCCUUCGCAGAAGCCAGGAUUCUCUACUUCCAACCAAGGUUGUCAGACUACUCUGACUUCAGACGGGCUUGAUCAAUUACUGAAGCAGCAAGGCUACGUAUCUCCUGACUCGUUCACAAUUACCACGUCUCGUGGUGAGGUCAUCGUAACACCCUUCGAUGAAGCAGAGGCAAGACAGAGAGUUGGUGACUCUGGCUUUAUUUCCGCCACAGGCCCAGUGGCCGCGCGACAAACAGACAUUCUAGCCAGUGCUCAAGCUCCCGCUUCACCUAGGUUGCCUUUGCCUCCUAAUCAUCGAGAAGCAAUUGAAGGCGCACGUACGCACUCAUCCAGCGGCGGUAAAGGGCCAAUGGGACCUCCAGCACUCCCUGCGUCCGCGUACAAUAAUUCAGGCUCGAGACCAGAAACACCAAGUAGCAGACGUCCAUUGUCCCCAAGCUCCAUUGUCAAAGGCACACCAACACCCAAAGCAGGCCGAAGUUCAACCCCAGGUUACGCAGAUGUCCACUCCGGGCCAAGGAUGCUCCUUCGCAGCAGACAGUCAUCCGUGUCGUCCUUUGCGUCCGAGAUCGAUACAAGAUUCAAUAUCCGUGGUGAAAUGGGUAUGGAUCCUUCGGCUUUUGGUCCUAGUACCGAUCCUCGCAUGAUCCAAGCCAUCACACAGACCAUGAUUGGUGAGUAUCUUUGGAAGUACACACGCAAGACUGGUCGCGGAGAAAUGUCCGAGAACAGACACAGGCGAUAUUUCUGGGUACAUCCUUACACUAGGACAUUAUACUGGAGUGAGCGUGACCCAUCCACCGGCGGCCGAACAGAAUUAAAGGCAAAGAGUAUUCCAAUCGAGGCUGUACGCAUAGUCGGUGAUGACAACCCAAUGCCGCCCGGACUUCACAGAAAGAGUCUAAUUAUCGUUUCUCCCGGCCGAACGGUAAAGUUCACAUGCACUACUGGUCAGCGACAUGAGACUUGGUUCAAUGCACUGUCGUACCUCCUCCUUCGGACAGGCGAUGAAAGUCAGGCGGAUGCCGAAGACGUGGCCGGCCAAAUCACGCAAGAAGAUGUUGACGAGUUCAACCCUUCAAUUAACCGACGACCAGCUAACGGCAACCGCCCGCGACCUCCCCCAUCCUUGUCUUCAUACAAUUCAGGGGCUACGCGUUCUGGUUCACCACGGGUAGAAGUGUCCAUGAGUAUCCCGACACUUACUCCCACGCGUGAGAGAGAAGCCUCUCGAAGUGGUACUCUAGGAAGAUUAAGCGGGUAUUGGAAAUCGAGUUCGAUAAAUAGCACGUUCAGUAGCCUGAGAAGCAAAACCCAUAUCCCUCAAGAGGGCGCCAUAUAUGAAGCAAGCGAGGUUCCUGACAGCGCUGAGGAUCUAAGACAAAUAAUCGAGGAACAAGACCGAGCGUCUGACAGGCUCGAGAAUGUCAGGGCUUGCUGUGAUGGUGAGUUUAACGAAGUGUUCCUUUCAAAUUGCAUGUACUAA
Daldinia decipiens is the source of this 5670-nucleotide messenger RNA. RefSeq lists its product as uncharacterized. Gene Ontology annotation, molecular function: tubulin binding; phospholipid binding. Bases 1 to 5670 code for a protein of 1889 amino acids. Gene Ontology annotation, cellular component: mitochondrion; cell cortex. Gene Ontology annotation, biological process: maintenance of protein location in cell cortex; microtubule cytoskeleton organization; establishment of mitochondrion localization. NCBI's taxonomy places the organism in Eukaryota, Fungi, Ascomycota, Sordariomycetes, Xylariales, Hypoxylaceae. The transcript has 25 exons. The record is from RefSeq and is a predicted model, not a curated record.